CAUUCUCCCCCAACACACACACACGCACACAGUGGCGGAGCGCGCACUGCGCGUCUUCAUCACUUGAAUGAAACGAUUGAAAGUUUUGGAUCGCAGUGUUUUGUCACGGACACAACUUAAAUGUGGGACUUCGUCAAACACGGAGAAAAGGCGUGAAUAAUGACUUCUACAAAUCGUCGGACCGAUCAAAGCGCGAAUUAUUCCGUGAAAUGACUCCGCGCUCUUCAGCAAAGUGAUUCAAGUAAAAAGAUUGGAGCAGCUGCUCGUCGUGUGGUGAGAAGAUGUAUCCGAGUGUGUUGUUGGUUCUGCUGGCGCUGACACUCCAGAUGCCUGAGGGCCAAAGCUGUCCCAGAAGUUGUAACUGCUACCAGACAAGCGAAGUCCACUGCACUUUCCGUUCUCUGAUUGCCAUUCCUCAUGGUUUACCUGCACACACACGGCGCAUCAACUUGGGUUUCAACAGCAUCAACAACAUCAGAAACAACUCCCUGGUCGGACUGAGGAAGCUGGAGCUCCUGAUGCUCCACAGCAACGAUCUCCAUCACCUCCCUGAGGGUCUGUUCCAAGACUUGAAGUCCCUGCAGAUACUGAAGUUGAGCUACAACAAGCUGCGUGAGAUCUCAUCCUCCCUCACCUUCGCCGGCCUGCCGUCACUGCUGCGGCUCUACUUAGACCACAAUUUCCUUCAGCACAUCCACCCUCGGGCCCUGCUGCAGCUGCCCAGUCUGAGGUUGCUGCGUCUGCAAGGGAACCGACUCCAUCAGCUGCACCCUCACGCUCUGUGCACGCUGUCCCUGCUGAACACCUAUUACUUCUCCACUCUCAGACAUCUGGACCUCUCCAACAACAGUCUGACCACUUUAUCCCGAGCAACCGUACAGACGGCUCCUCUGUUGGAGACCCUGGUGCUGCAGGCCAAUCCCUGGAGUUGUGACUGUCACAUGAACUGGUUUCUCAGCUGGAGUUCAGCUCACCAAGAACUGACGAAAUGUCGAGGGGAUCAGUGUCCGCUGUGCGACUCGCCACCGUCCCUUCAUGGACAAAGCUUGCUGGAGCAGACUGAACUGCAGUGCAACUCUCCAGAAAUCUUCUCGCCCGGCAGAGACUCACCUUCGGAAAGCGACUCCAGCGAGAUCCAGCCGAGCGAUUCCUUCAGAGCACCGCUGGGCACUGCCUUUCUGGGGCUGUCUGAUGAGCAGAGAAACAGUGUUGAUUUAAGAUGCAAUAUCACUCACUCUGCCGGCUCCCAGGACAUUUCCUCUGCUCCAGAUCUAUCACUUUCUUCCUCCUCACCCAUCCCCUUUGCAUUAUCGCUCUCGCUGGAGUGCCCUGUGGAGAGACAGAGCUACGAGAAACUUUGGCGAAUCUUGGCUUACUACAGUGAGACGGCAGUUCAUCUCGAGAGGGAGAUCAUGCUGAGCAAAGCGCCAGAGCUGGCGUAUCGCUACAAGCAGGCCACACAUGCAGGAGGACAGUACAACACAGGAGUGAAAGCAUCGAUCAAAGCCCGGCCGCCGUGGUUACUGCAGUCAGCCAUCGCUCUUCAGCUCAACAGGGCACAGUCUAACGCCAACAGAGUAAAUCUCAUAUACACAACCCGAGUGUCUGCUCGGCCCGACCCCACUGGUUUGACACCCCCAGCUGCGACUCAGCCGUGGGUGCUUAUUUUAACUAACCAAACAAUCAAAUCCCUCGCCGUCGCCACAGGAAGUACGGUUGAACUCCCUUGCCCUCUUCAGAGUUCAGGGAAUGCCAAGGUACACUGGAUUUUUCCAGAUGGGUCGAAAGUAAAUUCGCCCUCCAAUAGUGCAGCUGGUAGGGCCCAGACCACAGCACAUGGUUUGGUUCUACAGAAAGUGCAGCUUUCAAAUGCAGGGAUCUACUACUGUGUCGCUCAGGCUGGGAGAGACGUUGAUGUCCUGCCGUUACGCUUGGCAGUAGCUGAGUCUUCUGUUCCACCUUCAGGAGAACAAGUCGGCUCAUCAGUCUCAGGGAGAGCUGGACAGUCUGUCAGCCUUCCCUGCAAAAGCACAGGUUCUCCCACACCUCACUUGUAUUGGAUGUUACCAGACGGACACAUAGUGUGGAGUGGAUUAGCUGCAUCAGGUGGACUCACCGUACAGUCAAAUGGGAGUCUAACUCUCUCGAAAGCAUCACAAAGAGAUGCUGGUUUUUAUCGCUGCAUUGUGGUCAACCGGUACGGUAGCGACUUCCUCUCCAUGCAAGUGGAAAUAAGCUCACAACAUGCACCAUUGAUUCGAACUUUGCAUCCCCGAGGACCACAGUCGGCUUCAGGCCGCUCCACCAAGAUACAAGCGCCAUUGCUAGUGCAGGAAGGAUCAGGCGAUGAAGCGGAGGAGGAGGAGGGACGCAACUCUGUGGAAAGGACCCAUUCAAGAACACGUCAGCCUCCUCCAAACAGACGUUAUCCAUACAGAAAAACAAUGCGACGCCGACCGGUUAAAGGAAGUUCUCCAAGUAGAGGAGGAGCUGGGAGGGUUCAAUUAAACGGCAGAAACAGAGUCACACCAAAUAAACAAAGAAUUGAUCCCAAAAAAUGGGCUGAUUUACUGGCUAAGAUACGUCAGAAGACCACUGCUCCCAGCCGUCACCACGUCUCAGCAGGAGAGACGACAGCUGAACCUUCAAAGGCAGGAAAAGAAAGAGGAACAAAUGGAAACGAAGUGGAGGAUGACAACAAGGCCAACAUAGAAGAGGGACCUGAAACAGAAGGGUCCUCUCCUGAUGAUGAUUCCCUCAAAGAAGAGGGUCUAGAGCCACCGUUCACUGAACAGACAUCAACACAAAUCGACAUGACAGCCAGCACCGUGGCAGACACAGAGAUAGACAUGAGGUCAACAGAAGCUCCAAGGUAUGAAAGCAAAAAUUCCCAUUUGGAGAACAACAAAGAGUCUCGUGUGGAUCCAGUCACAUCUAAAACCAUUUCAGCAACUAAUGAAAUUCUUCCUGGUCAAGUUGAUGGAGAGCAGGAAGAGACACCCACAGUUUCCAGUCAAAGGCCUCUGCAGCCCCAACCAGGGAUCCUCCCUAAUUUAGUUCCCAAUGGACGGCCUCAGAGCCCCUGGAACUCUCGCAGGAGGUUUGGCCAGCGAAGACGCUUCGGCAACAGGACCAGAGGGCGACCUCUGAACCCACCGCGACCUGUCCCUAACCCUGUGAAUCCUGGAGUGACACAUGACCCUGCAAGAGAUCAAAUGUUGCAGUUGGUGACAACCACCACCUCGUCUCCUGCCCUUUUGUCAACACAUAAUACGGUGGGGACUGUAACAUCCACUCCAAAGGGAGGAAUCAUAAAUCUCCCCACUCCUGCUGCUCCUAACAGGCCACCAAACCCAACUCCUUCACCCUCCUCCCCCAGCUCAUUACCUCCCUCCUAUACAAAGACACGUAUAGACCAGAUGACUCACUCAUUCAGCAUACCAGACACUGCUGAACCCUCUGUCUUUAGCACACAAACACCAACAACCACUCACUCAAACACUGCGACGACACAGGUCCAUAUGUCUGCCACACACACCAAGGCACAUACACGCGGCAUUCCUACAAAAGCACACACAGCUGUUGGGAAACGCGUCGACAGCAGCGACAGCGAAGAUCUGGAGAGCAAUUUGUCUGAAGAAACUUCCACUGCAGAAUCUUCCAGUGCUAGUUAUACUGAAAUGAUUUCACCUACAGUUGACACACAUCCCACAACAACCAGUCCUCCUGUGGCAGCUACAAAUACUGUCCUGAUUCCAACAUACAGUAGCUUCCCUCUCAGCUCCACUGCGGUAACCCCCACCACUAGCAUUUCCACUGCAACCACCUUUUUAGCCACCACACCACUCUUGAGCACAACCACAGAACCCAUGCCAUCAACUCAACCCACUACCAGCCCAACAACUACCGUUCUUACCGCUGAAACAACAGCCGUUACAACAGCAAAACUGACCACUGCAUCCUCUAGAAUGACGCCCAGUGUUGGUCAUGCUGACCCAAGAGGGAAGCCAGUCUCAAGUCCUCCUACGCGGAGUCGACACCCGUUCGACUGGAAGUACCCCGGAGCCAAUUCAAUACCAGAUUCACACAGCAACCGACCACGCUGGCCAGCAUCUCCAUCCCUUCCUGCUGCGCCCGGGUCCACAGUGCUGAGAUUCAGACCCAAGAUUGCAGAUCCUCACAUGCGAACCGUGUCGUUCCCUGCUGAGGGAGUGGCUCUGCUGGACUGUGAAGCUCAGGGAGAGCCCAAACCUUCCAUCACAUGGACCAAGGUGGCGACAGGAGCUGUGAUGUCGAUCCACUCCAGAGCUCAGCGUUUUGAAGUGUUGCCAAACGGCACUCUUGUUAUCCACAAUGUACAGCUGCAGGACCGGGGCACGUACAUCUGCAGUGCACAGAGUUUUCUGGGCCGGGACCGUUUGCUUACGAUGCUGGACGUGUGGACUCGCCCUCCUCGAAUGACGCUGGCCAGCUACAGAGAAGCCGCCAUUCAUCAAGGAGGGGAUCUUCACCUUGAGUGUAAGGCCACUGGUGUUCCAACCCCUCUACUCUCAUGGGUCCUGCCGGAUCGCGCAGUAGUGACCUCCGCCAGCUCCUCCGACAGCCGUAUAGCAAUGGACAAAAACGGAACCCUCCAUAUAUCGUCGACUCUGCCUGGGGACCGAGGGAUCUACCGCUGCGUGGCCUCCAACUCUGCCGGUGCGGCCAGUGCUUCUGUUCGGCUGCACGUGUCGUCGCUGCCCCCGGUGAUUCAGCAACCGAGACAGGAACACCUGGUCCUUCCCUACGGGUCACCACUUUACACUCGCUGCUCUGCUCGCGGGGCCCCGACCCCUACUCUGCGCUGGCGAAUCCCCGAUGGUACUUUUGUUCGCCCCUCGCAGUUUCAUGGCAACCUGUUUGUCCUGCCCAACGGGACCCUGCACAUUCAAAAAGCAACUCCCAAAAACUCUGGCAUCUACGAAUGCACAUCGAGUAACUCAGUCGGAGCGGACAAGAGGACUGUGAGGAUUCAAGUGGAGGAGGAAGUUAAAAGAGCAGCACCAAAGAUCACUGAAAACCACUCUACUCCAGACAGACCUAACCUUCACUAUCCUGUGAAGCCUUCUGGCCCCAAAAUCUUGCAGCCCUCCCCUCAUCCACCCAGAAUCAUGCAGACACCUAAACCCAACACAGUGCCAGCUAACAGAACUUCAUCCUCAAACGUCAACAACACAGUUUCUUUAGUACCAGACAACGCAAGACCCAUUGGCCCCUUCUCUAAAGCCACCAUCGUCUCCACCUCACCCUCUUUCACGACUGUGUUGUACGGGAAGGAUCUGCAGCUCGACUGCUCAGUGACUGGCAACCCAGCCCCUACCAUUAUAUGGAGGACCCCCCACCGGAAACUGGUGGACAUCCACUUCAGUUUCGACAGACGUCUGAAAGUGCAUCUUAACGGCACGCUGUCAGUCCGGCAGGUGACAGAGAAGGAUGUCGGGGACUAUCUCUGCAUCGCACGCAACAAGGUGGCAGAUGACUACCGUCUGCUGCGUGUCUCCGUGGUUACCAAACCUGCCAAGAUAGAGCCCAAGCUGCCGCUCAAUCAGAUGGUGUCGCUGGGCAAACCGCUGAAGGUGGACUGCUUGGCCUCUGGACUUCCUGACCCGGCAGUGCGUUGGAGUCUUCCAGACGGAACCAUGGUGAACAGUGUGCUUGGACCGCAGGACAGAAGUGGGCGGACACGCAGACUCACUGUGUUUGAUAAUGGAACCUUGCUGGUUCCAGCUGUGGGAAUCAGAGAGGAGGGCGAGUACACAUGCUACGCUGAAAAUCAGGGAGGUCAAGACACCAUGAAGGUCAACGUCAAGGUUAUGAUGAUGUCUCCGCCCACUUUCUCUGACGGAAGAAGUUAUCAUACGGUUAAGGUGCAGCAGGGGUCGACAGCUGUCAUCCGUUGCCAGGCGACAGGUGAUCCUAUCCCGACUGUUGUCUGGUACUCUCCCACCCAUCGCGUUGUCCCGCUGCGCAGUGGCACCAGUUUUCACUCCCAGCGAGUCAUGGUGGGUCCCAGUGGAAGUCUGGAGGUGCGACAGGUUCAGAAAAGCGACUCCGGGAACUAUACAUGCAGAGCAACGAAUUCAGCAGGAGGGAGAAACAUGGUGGUGGGCUUGGAGGUGGAGGAUCCUCUUCAUCAGCAAGCAAGCCAGACUGGAGGCAGAAGUUGGAACGGCGCAGGAUCAAGCACUAGAGGAACAAGCCAGUUCGAAUCAACCGGCUACUUUAAGAGUAAUGACAGCAGCGGUAAUGGCGGCGCUGACAACAACGGCAAGAUAAGAAACACGGUACAGAGUAUUAACAGAGCAACAACUGGAACCUUUUAUCCCAGUGAUGGAUUUAAGGGACCAGUCCACAGCAUCACAACACAAGUCGGUGGAGUCAUCAGUGUGGGAGUGCACCCGGGGAAGAAUGUUGGCUUUAAAGCAGACAACACUGGGAUAUAUCAAAAUGUGCCGGGCUCUGUAAACGGUGGGGCUGAUCCCGGCACAGCUGGAGGAGUUCACAGGAAUCAUGUGAGUGGCAAAAGUGACGCUGCUGAUGGCAAGAUUGGGGCCGUUUCUUCAAGUACCGUGGGGCGCAAUUCUGGAGCUGCUGUGGUCGGAGGCCGUGGAACCAGCGGUGGAGCUGAGUACAGUGCCGUCACAAAGGUGAAACAGCAAGCCGUGAGAGGUCAAACCGUACUUUUGCCAUGUCCUUCCCAGGGGUCGCCCCCUCCCAAGCUGUCCUGGCUCCUGCCUGGUAACGGUGUAUUACCAGCUCCUUAUUAUGGUAGUCGGCUGACGGUGCACCGCAAUGGUUCACUAGAGCUGCGGGGUGUUCGGGUAAGUGAUAGUGGGAGCUUGAUAUGCCUCAUAAAAGGUACCACAGGUGAAACAAAGAUACAGGUUGAGCUGGUGGUUAAUGAGCUGCAGGAAGAAACACAAGCUCCAGUGGGUCAAAGUCCAGUGCAGAAGAGUCCAGUUUCUAUCCCUGUCCCAGGUGCUCAGCAUACGUCUUUGGAAACAAGGCAAGACAAGCCUUUGCCCCGAGGUCCGCCGGUGCAGUCCUCCUCCCGUCCAGUCGCUGCACCCCCUGCACCAGAGUCAGUGGUAAGCACAAAAACAGCCGCAUUAGUCAGCAUCUUAAAUGGAGAGACCCUGCGGCUGCCCUGCUCUGGCGCUCACGCACGCAGUUCCAUCACCUGGACUUUGCCCAGCGGCAAGCUGCUGUCCAAGGGCGAGAGAGGCGAGUCAGGCCAACAUUCAAUCCAAGACGACGGUACACUCAUCGUUCAGCACGCAUCCGUCUUCGACCGCGGCACCUACAGCUGCAGAACCACGAGCACGGACUCCGCUGCUGUUUCCAUCGUCACCGUCCCUGUUAUUGUCAUCGCCUACCCCCCACGUAUCACCAUGGGUCCAUCACCCGUGACCUACACACGACCCGGGGUUGCCGUGGAGCUUCCUUGUCGUAGCAUAGCAACACCCAAAGCGACAGUUACUUGGGAGGCACCUGACACAACGCAGCUGAGGGUAAUGAGUCAGGCCCGUAUCUAUGGUAACCGAUACCUCAGCCCUCAGGGCUCCCUGGUGAUCCAGAAUCCAACCAGCAGAGACACAGGGUUCUACAGAUGCACUGCCAAAAAUGUGAUAGGAACGGACACCAAGACAACUUAUCUACAUGUUAUCUAACACGAACAACAAGCGACAAAGACUCCAUUAAUGAACUGAGGAAUAAACUAAAACUGAAAAAAGCCAGUGAUGCCCAAAGGAACUGCAUGAAGCACAGGAAAGACUUCACACGUUCAGCUGACUCUUCUAUUACUGUCUAUCUUAACACUUAGGUGAGCUUCUGCGUGUACAAACUCUGUUCUAUGUGCCAACUGGCUGUGUUAUUAUGAAAAUGUGCUUUGGUUUCCAAAUGUUUAUGACUUAAUUUAAUACAACACUGGUUUUAUUUUCCAUGAAAUAACUUUGGCAACAUGUGCAGAUCAAUAUCUGUUAUCAGAUUCCAUUAUAAUCUGAGGUAAAGUCUACCUCCUCAUCUAAAACUGCGCUGUCUAAAAGUCCUAAAUUCAUAUAAUUGUUGAAUCUACCAUGCAUUGUUGUACCAUAACCAGCCUCCAACAGUUUUGUCCAGAGUUUAGAGUGUGUUAAAAAAAUCAGGAUCUCUUUUUUUUCAUUUUGGUCUUGGUCAUUUUUCUCUCCAUGAACGUGCGACAUAGCACAUGUACAGAUGUCCAGUCAUGUCACCUGUGAGAUCUGUCCAUGUCCUGCUGUUUUGCAUGAAAAAAAGCCAGAAACCAAAAUCUAACAUUUGUCAAGCAGAUACCGA
This is a messenger RNA of Synchiropus splendidus (mandarinfish), 8352 nucleotides long. Its product is annotated as matrix-remodeling-associated protein 5-like. Bases 282 to 7709 code for a protein of 2475 amino acids. Gene Ontology annotation, cellular component: extracellular region. Gene Ontology annotation, molecular function: protein binding. The transcript is spliced from 12 exons. NCBI's taxonomy places the organism in Eukaryota, Metazoa, Chordata, Actinopteri, Syngnathiformes, Callionymidae. The record is from RefSeq and is a predicted model, not a curated record.